AUGAAAGUAGUACAGGAUUUUCAAGAUAUGCACCACAUCUGCGCAUGCGCAAGACUUAACAACUCGUCUGCACCAUUUAUAAAAGGAGUAGCGAAGUGGCUACUGGCAAAAGUAAGACAGAGAAACAAAAGAGCAUUUAGUAACUCAAAAGUAGCAAAUGAACACGAAAGCACAUGCAAGUGCAUAGGUGGAAAUCAAAUGACAUGCAUUUCUGCAGAUGAGUAUUUCCUCCUCGCACGAAUGCGUCAAGCUUUCAUUUUCUUGUCACUAGUCGUCUCCCUUAUUUUAUUUACGAUGACAGCCAGCUGGCAAUACUUAGGUGGGCACCUGACUAACACUGAAACAAAUUAUUCAAUUAGUUACCCAGUUUUGUUACACUUAACCCACAUAGUACCAGUGGUCACUACUACAAAUAUAGCCCUGCUACUUGUGAUUGUAAUCCUUUUUCGUGAUCAAUUAUUGAAACGUCAAUGUGUAGAGAAAGUGGAAUUGGAUUCAGCGAAGUUCUUAAUAAAAGGCGGCUUUCAUAAGUUAAUGCCUUAUGAUGAUUUGUCACUGCGAUACUAUUUAAAGAAUUCAGAGACUAACCAGAAUCAAACUGUUGAUAUGCUAUCAUUUUUUAUCCGAAAUUUGGCCUUAUUUAUUUUGAAAUUACAACGUGAAACAAAAAGUGCGCAACUUUGCAACAUGCAUGCAAGAGUAAAAUAUUCAAUAAUUACGCAGCUAAAAAGUGACCUAAAAAUUAUCAACUUUUGA
Messenger RNA from Echinococcus granulosus, 756 nucleotides. RefSeq lists its product as hypothetical. The transcript is spliced from 6 exons. The coding region runs from base 1 to 756 and encodes 251 amino acids. The record is from RefSeq and is a predicted model, not a curated record. Lineage: Eukaryota; Metazoa; Platyhelminthes; Cestoda; Cyclophyllidea; Taeniidae.